AUGGCUUGGAGAGCACAUUGGAUUAUGUUUAGCAGUCUAUUUUUCAUUACUGGCUGUUUUUCAAGUGUGUUAUUAUUGAAAGCAAUUCAACGUUCACCAGAGUUGACGCGGAGUUAUCGUCUAUCUGUAUUCGCAAUGGUGAUAAUAUUAUGUGUAUCACGUACGGUGUAUCUUUUGCUCAACCCUUACGAAGUCGGGAAAGCUUUGCUCAACGAUACUCCCGUGAUUAUAUUACGUUUACUCUACGCUCUUGGUCAGCCUUCGCUAACUGCUGGAUUUGGUCUCAUCCAUGCUUCGUUUCUUAAAGUUGCCAAGGCGAGAAACUAUGAACACGAGCCCUUGUUAAAGACCCGUACAAUUCUCAUCAUAGUUGGACUGUAUUUUACAUUUGGAGUUAUAAGUGAAGUUAUUACCCUAGUUCUGCGUAGUAUGAGGACUAUGUUGGCGGUAUCAGCGAGCGUUGCUGUUGUCGGCUGUGUAAUUGUGACAGUUACUGUUGCCUAUAGUGGAUUACGGAUUCUAAGAAAAGCGACAGAAAAUAAACGUGUGUUAAGCUUGUCAGGGAAUUCUCUAUCAGGUUGGUGGGGAAUGUUUACGAAAUUUUUCGUUAAUUCUCGAAUGCUAUCACAAUGGGUGGCAGGGUGGGAUCACAUGAUUAAGCCCCCGCGUGGCUUUCUCGAUGCUAACCUGCUCUUCUUCGAGGACCAGUAAAGCUGAGUUUACACACAGCGAUCAGUCAGGCCGAUUUCAAGUUUUGCCGAAUUUUAAUGACGAAUGUUGACUAUCACUUGACGAUGUCUUCAGAUGAUAUUAACAGCUAAUUUUUCAAAUAUCGUUUAGUUAUGUACUUUAAGGACCGCGGCUCAAAUUGUUGCAGGUUUAACUCAUAGUUUGAAAUUUCGACUGUAAAAUAAUAAAAUUUCCGCGAAAUCUCCAUCCACAUGCAAGAACAUUUCUGUGGAGUGAGCUGCCUAAAAUCUCGUGAUAUUCGAUAUUGUGCUUUCCUGUGUCUGAGAACAUGAACAAUUAAAACCAAAUGAAGCGAUACUUCAGAGCGACUUAAACAGACCUUUAAUUAAACACACCGCCAAUGAUCAACCCUCAAGUCCUUAAUUCCCUUAAUGCAUUAUAUAGAACACUUUGUCGGCAGGUAUACUGAAGACUAAUUUGCCGUUAACGGACAUAAAUAAUUAACCUAAUUACUUCUUCACUCACUCAUUGCCUUUAGCUUUGCCGCCGUUACAGUUAAUAGUUAUAUACUAAUUGCGUGAGAGCAGAUUGCACGAGAUAAUUACAUUGAAACGAGAUUUACAGCUCUUAAUGUUUGGGAAGAAAUUUGAAAACAAUAACCGUUGGACGGUAGUUUUAUCGUAGGAGGGCCAUGCAGUGAGGAUAAUCUCUUAUUGAUCCAGUGUUACUACAGGAGGAAACCUAAACUAAACUAACUUUAUUUAUAUUGGAUAGCUCUAUCGAAGCACGCUUUGAGAAGCAGCGCUCAAAAAGAAUCAAAAUUUACCGUAAAUACUCCAAUUGAUAAAAAGAACAUGAAUGCCUCUAAAGUUAAUGAAACACCAAGCAGAUUGCCAGGAAAAAACGGAGUUCUAAACUGUUCUUCCUAGAGGUCCAGUAAGGAUCAUCUCUUUUUGAUCCAGUGUUACUACAGGAGGAAACUUGAACUAUUUUUCAGGAUAGACUGUUUUCCCCCUAUACCAAUGUAGUUCGCCUAGCAUGCCCGUUCGCAAGUUAAGAUUUCCUAUACUGGAAAUCCAGUGUGGAAGAGGAAAGCCAAUUAAACACUGAAUAAGUUUAUCAGUUCUGAACUGUUCUCCUUGAAAGUCUGUCAAGUGCAAUCCCUAUAGGCUAUAAUUUUUGUAGUUUUACUACCGCAGAAAACAAGGGCGCCACUUUAUACAUAUACAACAAGCAAACUGAUUCGUAGUUCAUCUUUAUUCCAGCUUCAAGAGAACAACUACAAAAAGCGAAAUCGAUCGCAAAAGUUGCAAGAGUCACUCUGGCUGCGUCGACAUUUUGUAUUGGCCUAACCAUAGCGAACAGUAUUGCAUUUGUGAAAAUGUUUAAUUCAAUGAGUAGCGUCACUCACUGGAAUAACGACUGGCAGUUUAUUUCAUUUGUAACCUGUGUUCGUCUACUUGAAAUUGCAAUGGCAGUGACAUUGAUCUAUGCGUUGUCUCAUACAAAUAUGAAAUUAAGGAGGGUUUUAGGUCUUUAUCGCUUUACAAGAAAAUUGCAGAUGGCGGAUCCACGGCCGAUGAAGAGUGUGGAUACCGGAUACGCGGAUACAUGGAAGUCGACGUCUUCAUACGCCAGUACUGGAAGUACGAGACAGUUUAUAGAGUAG
Paramuricea clavata is the source of this 2359-nucleotide messenger RNA. NCBI's taxonomy places the organism in Eukaryota, Metazoa, Cnidaria, Anthozoa, Malacalcyonacea, Plexauridae. The record is from the annotation of a GenBank genome assembly.